Molecule: messenger RNA, 11408 nt
Organism: Lymnaea stagnalis (great pond snail)
Lineage: Eukaryota; Metazoa; Mollusca; Gastropoda; Lymnaeidae
Source: the annotation of a GenBank genome assembly
GAAUGAGUGAAUGCAAGAAUAAUAACAUGACACAGCUGUUUUUAUCGUGAUAGUUGUAAUUGUACGUAUGUUUGAAAUUUACUUCACAUUUUAAAAAAAAAACUGCAAUGAUUACCACAUGGCAUAUUCAUACAGUUUUGAUUUUUAGCCUUGAUUAUUUUAUAUGACAACAACCUCCGCAGUUUAGGUUAGUAAAAAAAAGUGAGUUUUUUAAAUUUAAAUGCUUUUGAGGUGUUGAGAUGAGAGUUUUCUAUUUUAAAUUUGACUGUUACUAUAUAUUUAAAAACAUAAUAAAAUUAAUAAUACUCUAUCAACAUGGAGCCUAUGUAUAUCAGUUUGACAAAACGUAUGCCUACUACUCUCAUAAUAAAAUGAAUAUUAUUAUGAUUAUUAUAAUUUCAUCAUUCAAACUUCCAGAUUCUUUUCAGAGGUUUGGGUCUGAGUAUUCAAUACCCCACUCUUAGAAAUUUUGAGAUUUAAAAGAAAAUUUUAUGUGUGCACCCCUUUUUAUUUUACAAAAUUAAUUUAAUAUGCAACAAAGGUCUAGAAUUUUAAAAAAAGGUAUUCAGACAGUAGAUACUUUGGUCAAAAAUGUAAACAUUUUUUAAAAAUAAACCAAUGGCACAGUUGAAUAGAGCUAAUUUUAAACAGAAUUAUAACACCAAAAUCAUAUUUUUAGCUGUUGUAGUUUUAAAGUUAUGAAUUUUUAAAGUACGACUUGGUUUGUCAUUUUUUAACAUGGACUGCAUCUCCACAUUCUGUGACCUCAUUCCACUGAUCGCGUCAUGCGCAAUGACUAUAUAGUUUAUAUAAGGCAACGCAUUCCCUAUCACUAAAAUACUGUUUAGGGUCGACUUAUUUUAAACUUUCAACUUUGGCACAUGAAUAAUUAAUAAAAGCUUUCCCUGACCAAUGGUUUAAUAGCUUUUGCACACGGCAAACUCUUAUGAAUGAAACUCUGAGAUAGUACUACGACGUAGCCGUUAUGCAAGUGGCUGUGAAUGGUUGCCAAUGACAACGUGUUGCACAGGGAAAAUUCUGAUCAUUUAUAAUAUGGACUCUGCAGGGUUUUUAAAGCUCAAAUUAAAACAUUUCCAGUUUAAAUGUCUUCAAAAUGCAUUCUGAAACACAAAAUAUAAAAUAUUUUGAUGUAUAUAGUGGUAAUAAUUAAAUAUUUCCUAAGUAUCGGCAACUUCCGCCAUUAAAAAGGGGGCGUGGCCCACGCCAUGUCGAAAUUAGGCUGAGCCACCUUAUGGUGAUAUGGGUCACUGUGACAAGUGUAACAAACGUGAGACACGACCUACAUCAAUGAAACUUGGCACAGAUAUAGAUCAAUAUCUAAUGCUCAUACAGAUUUAAUCAAAAAGGACCUUAUCUUAUUAUUUCACAAAAAAUUUUGUAUGCGAAGAUGCCUUAUAUAUACCAAAGAUUUUCAAAAUAAAGGUCGAUUGAAAAAAGCAAAAUAGCUGGCUAGAAAUGUAGGCCAAGAUGUCUUCCAAAUUAUAAGGCCGGAAACGGAACUCAAAUAUAUGUGGAAAGAACUAAUUUAAUAAUAAAUAGACACACACAUCGGAAAAUUAAAAACUCGGAUUUUUCGGCGCCGACAGCCAUUUCCGAUACAAAAAAAAUAGUAGUCUCCCUUGUUUCAUCGAAGUAUCUACAGACAGGUAUUGAAAAAUUGCUUUGAUUGAAAAUGAAGCGUCACAAUUUUGUAAGAGAUAUUUGAUUAGUGAAUUGAAUUUAUUGAAACAUUAAUUUUAAAAUAUUUUUUUUAGGGGGCGUGGUUGGUACGAGGAAGGAUCAUGCCACACCCUCUUGAGGAUGUGUGAUGCCACACCCUCAGUAUACCUUUGACUAUGGGGUUGGAAGAGUAACUUUUUGUACAAGGUGGUGGAAGAGGUGUAGACCAAUUUAAAAUAUUCAAAAUCAUGAAAACCCAACUUACAGUUUCAUAAAAUACACUUUUACACACUUUAUUGCAGGCUCAAUCAUAAAAUAAAAUCCAUAAGUUAUCAGAAAAAUAAAUACCCAUUCCAAGAUGCCGGAAAAAUUUUACCUCGUUUCAAAUAUUGUCUUAUUAAUCACCUGAUAAAAUAUUAAUUUAAAACAUUCCAUUGCAUUGAUAUUUAAGAAAAAAAAGAAAAGUUAACUCUAGUAACAAGCCAAUAAUAAACAAAAGGGAGAGAAUCCUACACAAAAACCCAAAGGUGCAUGCUGAACAGAAAUAAGGCAAUGUGUGCUUAUUAUUUACUUUUAUAAAUUAUGUGUGGUGUUAAGUGAUUUUUUUUUUUACAUAUCUUUAAUAAUCAGGCCUAGGUACAAAUAAUAUAAAGCAUCAAAAUGGCAACAAGUAUAUAUGAUGUGGACUUGCCAGAUUGGAGGCUUAAAGAAAUCCUUGAUGUCGCUAAUGAAUGGACUAUAUGCAAUGGUAAGCUUUUCUGAUAUCAACUUGUUAUUGGCAUUAAACCUGUAGUUGUCAAAUGUAUCAUUUGGCGAAUCAAAAGACUUGUUAAAUGGUUUAAAGAUUUUGUGUAUGUGACAUCACUAAAAUGGUUCUUCAUCCCCCCCCCCCCCCUUAAUCUCUCCCACAAGAAAUAAUUGAUCCCCCACGCUUUUUUUUUAACGUUUAAUUAAAAUGUAUCAUUUGGCGAAUCAAAAGACUUGUUAAAUGGUUUAAAAAUUUUGUGUAUGUGACAUCACUAAAAUGGUUCUUCCUCCCCCCCCCCCCCAUUAAUCGCUCCCACAAGAAAUAAUUGCUCCCCUAAGCUUUUUUUUUAACGUUUAAUUCUCUCUAGCCUACAUCUUUCUGUCUAUUGAAAUCCUUAAUCUCCUGACUUAACUAUUGGAUGACUUUAAAUUCAAUUAAGAAUACUCAUCAUCAUUUGGAUUAAAGGUAAAAUAUUAAUAUUACUUAAAUUUUCUUGCAUAAAUGAUUUAUCUGUUGUACCAGGUGUAAGCAUCAAGUCAGGGGGUGAAGGUGUUGAAGCCAGGAAAGCUGUCAGUGCUCCUUAUAGUUUAUUUCCGAGUGUGGUGCCAGCAUCAAUCCUGCAGCAAGCAAAAUCUUCUAUGGUCCACUUCAAUCGUCUUAUGCACAAGGUUGCCCUGGAUCACGAUUUUCUAGAGGAGUCUCUAAAGAAGUAUGUUUAUAAAGGAAUUGCAGCAUUCAGUGUAAUUUUUGUUGACGUCCAUCCACCUGUCUGCAAAAGAUGUUAUUGUAGUCUUGCUGGAAAACUGUCCAGUGAAACUAGAGUUGUCUUUUAAAUGGAGCAUCAUCCGCUGGUGAAUCCAAUCAAAUUUCAUUCAAUAAUCAGUGUUAUUAGUAACACUGUUUAUCUAUCAUUCAGAACUGCAAACAUAUUUUAUUUCUUUUAAUGGCUAAUACUGACAUACAAAUAUAUUUUAUCUCAGGAUGUUGCCAGUUAUGAACUUUUGACAAUUCCUAAAAUUUGUAAAUACUAACAUAGUAAGCUUGGUUGGUAACAAACAAUUCAAACAGAAAUUUGUAAUUUUCAGUGUUAUUAAAGCUGAUGACUUUAUGGAAAAUUUAUGGAAUAUUUACCUGAAGGUGCGAGACGCAGGAGUAAAACAGGUAGGCACAUCAUGACCACUGUUUUUUAAUGAAUAUCAGACUUAUUCCUUUAAUGGUUUAUUAUUUUUUAACUAGAACUAGUUUUAACUAAAAACUAGUUGUUUUUUUUUACCUAGAAAUAAUUUUAACUAGAACUAGUUUUAGCUAUAACCAGUUGUAACUAGUCUUUUUGAUUUGCAGCUGAUCUAAGCCAGCAAUGUUUUGUUUUAAUUAAUUAAAUUUUUUUAUUACACACACAAGAUGCACAUUGCUGGCUUAGAACUUAGAAAAGCUUAGAAACUACUGUGUGAUAAAUAAGUUUUAAUUCAAAGAAAACCUGUGUCAAAUAGGGAUUGCACUAUAUUUACUUUAUUUCUGAAACAGUUUGAGGUUUAUUUUGAGUGUUAAAUGUGAAAUUCAUUAACUUUUUAUUUGUUUUUUAUUGCAUCAGUUGUUCUCAUCAUUUGUAAGUUGUGAGUUAUGUCAGAAGAUAACACAUGUAAGGAUGCCAAACUUUUAAUCUAAUAAAAAUGAAACUGCUUUUAGCCUGUGUUCAGUACCUAACAGAACCACAGAAUUUAGUAUCAAAGCUCAAUAGCUUGCUCAUUUAGAACAUUAAAAUAGUGAAUUUUGGUGACAUAGAAUGACUGCAAUACUGUAGCAAAUUGUUAAUACAUCUUUCUUUUCCAUCAGCCUUAUCACCUAGGUCUGUUCCGCAAUGAUUUCAUGAUGAACUGCCUGAAUAAUGUAGGUCCCGGAGAAUUAGUCUCAGCUGAUCAGCUUGAGCUGAAACAAAUUGAAUUCAACGCCAUCUCUUCCAGUUUUGGGGGCCUUUCAGAACAGUUGGGUCACUUGCACAGGUAAAAUAAAUAUUUAUGUCUGAGUUCAGCUAGGUCAAACAAGCUAUAGGUAAUGUUCGUCUAAGAAUGGAUAAUUCAGUCUCACUUGUCAGAUCAAUAUUUAUCUGAGUAGAUCAAGUUUAAAUUUGCUGAAAGUUGAUAAUAUUAUGUAGAAGGGGAAUGUUCAUAUUUUGUCUCAGGUAAGAUUCGGUUGUGUUAUCUGAAAAGGUCAGGUGAAAAUUUUCAGAAUGCAACCCCAUUUAAAUGGAUAUUAUAUGUGGACACAUGUAAAUACUAUUUUGAUUGAUUAAUAUAUAUUGGGGUCCAUUUAAAUUUAGGCAGAACAGACAAUAAAACAUUUGAUUAGAUUUGUCAACAGAAUUGUCUUUAUCAGUUUCGACUGAGACAUAAAAAGCACCACAAUGUAUGUUUAUUAACUCUGUGCUGUGCAUAACAUUAUAUUUAGCAAAAUAAAUGAUAAAAUGUGAAUGAAUGUUAUUUAAUUUUUGUGAGAAAGAAAGCAAGGAGAUAACAGCAAGUUUGAAUGAAAACAAUGGAGAUGUGUGGAAUGUGUGUCAGUUAUUGUGGCUGUUUGUUGACUGUUUGAAUGUUAGAUUGUUCCUCCAGCUUAUGUCAUGGCAUCUCAUUUAAAUGAAUCUGGAGACUGAAGCAUCAGUGGAGGAGGAAUGCAUCAAUAUCUUUCUUAAUAUUUCAUAAAUACUUACUGAAGCAGUCACUUAACUGACAGCCUAUUUCUUCAGCUGUGAUGUCACUUGCAUUUAAUCUGAGAUUGCUACUAUAAUAUAUUAAAAGGUGUGAGGGGCUAAUGUGUUGACAGCCAUUUUAUAAUCAGAGACAGUUUAGUGCCUGGAAAAUGCCACAAAGUUUCAGUUGUAUUUCAAAAUUAAAACAAUUUUCUAUUGAUUUUUUUAUUUUGUUCUGCAAUUUGGUUAAUUUGAAAAAAUUUCACCAUUUAGCACCAAAAGUGCUUAACUCUUUCAUUGCAGAACUUUUUAAAUGAAAGAAUGUACAUUUUUUUUCAAAAAACAAAAAAAUAGAGUUUGGAUUUAUUAAAAAAAAAUAUUUAAAAUAUUGUUGUAUGGUUUAUUUAACUUCUUUCUUCAGUGUAACUAAAAUAAGUAACAGAAAAAAAACUUAAACUGUGAAAACAUGAUAUGCAAAACCAUUUUUUUCCCCAAAUCCUUUGAUGUAGGCUUGCAAUCAUCUUCACAGCUAUCUUAAAUCGUCUAAAACUACUACUAUCAGAAUCAUGCGAUAGAUCUAAAUCAACUUCACUAUCAAUAGAAAUAGUAUAAAACAUUUCCAAAGCUUUUUGAGCUGUUAAUCAUCUAGGAAACUUACCCCACUAGGGCCCAGGGUAUCCAUAGCAACAGUAUUGAUAGAGAAAAAACUGCAAAGAAUAUUAAUAAAAUAAUGCUUCAAAUGACAACAAGUAUACCUUGGCUUCGCAACAAUGAAGUACCACUCUUCUCUGUAAAAGUCUAAUUAAAAAUAAAAAGAUUAACUGAGAAAUAGCAAAGAAACAAACAUGAUAUUGAAACAACAAACAGUGCGUUGGCCCGUGCUUUUUGGCACGGCGGAUGAACUUACUGUGCAUCGGAAGAGUUGUGUUAGAUGUUUUGUUGUUGUCCGCAGCCAAUGGUCUUUGCAUGAUUACCACUAAUUAAUCUGAAUCAUUUUUUUGUGCUUAUGUUUGAAUGAAGCAACUUUAAUUAAAAUGUAUUUUUACAAAAUUUCUGACAGACUCACGCUUAGAAUGUGUGGCAAACAGUUUGACUCUGAUCAGGUUAGGCUCAUUAUAUCCUUGUUAUCAUUCAUUGUUGUCAUCCCUUGUUACCAUCCAAUGUUAUCAUCCAUUGUUACUUUCAUUUCUAUUACAUAUACAAGUGAUAUAAAUUAUUUUCUCUUGUAACUUUCACGUUUUUAUUUCUUAUGAGUAGGAAAGGUUUAUAUCAUGUUAUAUUUCAUUUAGUUUAAGUCAAUUGGUUUGUGUUAAAUAUUUGAGACAAACAUUUUCAUUAGAUGAUAAAGCUAGAAAUCAAACAACUUGUUGCGGCAGGAACCAGCUGACAUUGGGAUAUAAAAUAAAUAGAACUAUGUUCUUCCCAUGAGUUUAAAGCCCUAGGGAAGAAUAUUAAACCCAGAGCCCUAAAUAGAAUAAAAUUUAUCAUCCUGUGCCAUGUGCAUUAUUGCAGAAAGAGAUGGGGAAAAGCUCCUGCUAAGUGUUUUUAUCUAGAAUUUAGACAUGUCUAGAGCCAUAGUCAAAAUUAUCUACUUCAUCUUCAACUCUGCAGCUCAGGGCUAAGUAAACAAAAAAUUACUAUGUUUGCAGAUUCCUGAAAAUAGGUCUGCAACAGGAUUAGCUCAAGGAUUAGCAGCUGCCUGGGAUCUUUAUGGUAAUCCUAAGUAAGAGAUAUUUGUCUGAGAUAUUUGUAUGAAAGAAUUGUAUUUUACUAUAUUAAAAUGUGUAAUAUGAAACUAAUAAUUGUCUGCAUAAGAGUAAAUUAUAAGGGCUGUUCUGUGUACACAAUGUUUCAAGUUGUAGAAUCUCUUUUAGUCUUGCAAGCUCACCAAGGAUGUAAUCCCAUAAAUCACUAUAUUAAGGUCCUCCUUUAAUUAGUUCAAGGAGGGUAUUUAUUGAUUUUUCAGAUUACUGCAAGUAUUAUUGCAAUUUUGGUGGAAUGUUCAAAUGGACAAAUUUAUGAAAAUUUAAAAUAAUUUUCUACUAAAUAACUCAGACUUUUAAUUUCCUUAAGUGAAAACAUCCUUGACAGUCUGAUAAUUUUGUCUUUUUCAAUUCCUCCCUUAAAUUUAAUUUUGUUUUGUUCCAUACAUUUUAUUUACAAUAUUUUUUAUAAGCUUGUGCUUGUACAUAGCCCAAGAGUAAGGGAGCUUGAUUCCAUCUUAAAUAUCUUGCCUGGCUGAAUUUAUUUUGUUACAAAUUUGGCUUGGCUGAAAUAAAACGUCUGGUCUCUUUUGAAUCUCAUCAUUGAUUUUCCCAUCCAACUGUACGAAUAUUGUUCUUAAAUUUAAAAAAUAAAUAAUGUAUAUAUAUAUAAUUUUAGUAAUUUUUUCAACAGGCAAAGGUAAAUUAGUGAUAUUUUUCUGUUAUACAGAGCAGUUUUGUUGUACCUGAUUAGCAGUGAUGAGAGGAAUGUUAUCGACCAGCGCUGGUUGGAAUUCAAAAUGUACAACACUCAUCCACAGAUUCGAGUGCUACGAAGGACACUUGCAGAACUCAGUGACAAUGGAAUACUGCAAGGUGAUGGUAGAUUAUUUCUGUAAGUUGGAGGCUUUGAAUCAUUGAUUCCUUGUGUUAAUUAUUCUAUUCAAAUAAGUUUGCACCAGCACCUUAGGGUGAAACUAUUGUCAAGAACACCAGGCGGAAAGGAGGAACACUCGCACCCGUUCUAGUUUAUGAAACGAGUAAUACCAGUGGAAACACAAUUAUGUCAUGUAGAAUAUUAUUCCAAAGGGCUCAGCGCUCUGUUUUAUAUACAAAAGCCUCAUGAAGAUGCUUGAACCUUUUCACCAGCGACACAUAAAGCUCACAAUGGGCAUGAAAUGGCCAGGUUACAUAGAGGUGUUAGUAGUAGCUAGAAUGGCGUUAAGGCCACCGUUCCUACAAGACAGCCACAUUUGGCAGGGCAUGUUGCUCCCAUGGGAGACCAUUGACUUUUCUCAUCUGUCUUAGCAUGGGUUUUUACACUUUGUUAGUAAUGUGAAACUACCUAGAGUAGGCCAGGGGAAAUCCGGGCAGCUGCCUUUUUUUGUGUGUGGCAGUGUGCUAAGAAAAUUUUCAAAGUUAACCUUAUGUGGCGCUCCAAUACUUCUGCCUUUGCUUGCUGUUUGAAUGGCCUCUGCUUUUAUGACAAGCUAUAUUCUGAAUUUGUUAAGGAAAAAAAAUUACAGUAAAUGUUUUCAUUUUGUUUAAAGGUAACUUAACCUAUUUAUAUAUUUUUAUAAUAAUCUUCACAUUUGAUCAGAUAAAUAAUGUGUCACUUGUCUAAGACUUGAAUGUCAGUUGGAUGCAUAUUUUUUGUUAAAUAAUGCUAUGAAGUUUUUAUUUAUGACUCAUUUGAUGCUUCAUGAUUUCUUCCUUUCAUUUCAGUGGUAAUGAUGAGGUUGCUGUGGUAUACAUGAGGGAUGGUUACACAGCAGAAAAUUAUCCAACACUUAAAGUUAGACCCAGGUUUUUUUAUAACUGUUUAUCUAAAACAAAUAUUGGAUAUUUAAUUGUUGUUUUCAUCCCUAUAAGAUUUGAACCAAGCUGUACACCAAUGUUUUUUGUUCUGUGUUAAUUUUUCCAAAUAAUAUUUGAUGUAAGUAAAUUGUAUAUUGUGAAUGACGAAUGUGAAGCCUGUAAAGUCUGCCUUACUCCGGAUGUAAUAUUCCUCUCCCAGGAAUGGGAUGGCCGACUGAAGAUGGAGUUAUCCACUGCCAUCAAAUGUCCGUCUAUCCAGUACCAGUUGGUGGGGUCCAAAAAGAUUCAACAGGAACUGGCUCGCCCAGGCGCCUUAGAGAAGUUUAUAUCUGACCCUGCAAUUGUGCAGUCCAUCAGAUCAACAUUUGCUGACUUGUAUAGUCUUGACCUGGUCAGCAAUAACCAUUACAUUCUUAGAGUUAAUUUAUCAAGUUUUGCCAUUUCAGUUUCUCUCUUAGCACUUGAACAUAUUUGCCAUGAAAGAAGCAAAAAAUAGUUGCAUUUUACAAAAAUUUCAAUUAGAAAUUCAAUAAUGUAAGAACUUAAUUUCAAAUGUCUUUAAAAGAUAAUUUUAAAAACAACAACAUAUUAUAAGACUUACUAGAGAUUUUAAAAUUUAUCCCACCAAAACUGAGGGAAAUCCUUAAAAACUUCAAAUAAUGAGACUGUCAGGUGUUGAACACUUUCUCGUAGUUUAAUUUUAAAAAAUUAAUACAAAUUUCAGGGCGAAGAAGGGGACAUUGCUGUAGGAAAGGCUUUGGCAGCUCCUGACAAAUUUGUUCUUAAGCCGCAGCGAGAAGGAGGCGGUUAGUCUUGUUGAAGUGUUAUUAAAUUACUUUGCAUUCAGUUUCAUUAAACAACAUUAGCUAGGUACCAGGAUUUUUUUAAAGUUAUUAAGCUAAGUUUAACGAGACUGUCAUGGUCUUACCAUGUUGCCAAAUAAACAUUAUUUUUUUCCCACACAGGUCACAACCUCUACAGUGAAGCCAUAACCAAUUUUUUUACCACAUAUAGUAAUUCCAAAGAGCGUGAAGGCUACAUUCUCAUGCAGCGCAUCUUCCCGUGGCAGCAAAAAAAUUACCUCGUCAAAGCUGGAGUCCCGUUUGUUUUAUCCAAUGUUGUUAGUGAGGUUGGAAUCUACGGAGUUUAUUUAGGGUGAGAAUCUGGUUUAUGAAUUUUUAAACUGAAUGAAAUUUUUAUUUCAUUUCAGAAACAAUUACAUUAGUUACAAAACUUAUUUAGGUGACUUUACUUAGCCAUUUGUAGCUGAAAAUAUUUGACCCCGAUCACAGAGGUUUGCAGGGCACAGGAGAGAUGUGUAAGCCAUGAGGUUUCCACAUCAUAGCUCAAAAGUCUUUUAUUCUACGCACCUGACUUUUUUUAAAACAGUGUGUGGUUAGAUACAGGGCAGUUAGGUAUUUGUUUGGAUCAAGCCCCGUGUCUGUUUUAUUAUUCCCUGCUGUGAAAGGUCAGCAACCUGAGUCUCAUGCAGAUCUUUGCAGGGAUAGAUGCAGCUCUUUUUUUCUUUUAAUUAUCUGUAAUGAUAAUUGAAAAAUCCAACCCUGCCUGGGGAUUCAAAAAAUAUUUUCUUGGCAUGAUUUAAUUUACAAAAAUGGCUCCUUAUUCAGUAAAAGUUCCCGACCUCUUGGUUAAGGCAUCUGUGUAGGACAAUCUUGCUAAAAUGUAUCUGCCUAUAUUUCAGUCUUAUUUUUUUUUAUCUCACCCUCAACUCAAAUUUUAUGUCCUAGGUCAGAGGCUGAAGAAAAACAGAAUUAUGAAUGUGGUCACAUGUUGCGGACAAAAAUCUCUGGUACAGAUGAAGGAGGAAUCGUUGCAGGAUUUGCUGUACUAGAUACUCCAUUUCUUGUAAGCUAGAUAUUCUCUUAUUUUGGUUUCUUUUUAUUUUUGUUUUUGUGAUAAAGGAAAGUGAAUUAAUUGAAAAAGAAGAUUGGCUCAAAUAUCCUGAAGCAUUUUUUAUUAGAGGUUACUUGCAUCUAAUUAUUGCCAGGACAAGGCUAUUGAUAAUUAUAUGUUGUUGUUUUUUAACAACAUUGAAAUGAUGUUGUUCUAUAAAUAAAUAUAUUUUAUACUAAGGAGAUUUGGAUUUUUUUCAAAAAUCCCCUAUUCAGAUUUUUUUGCCAGUUUAUCCUUUUAUUUGUGGGGAGGUGCUCUUGUCGCCACAAUGGACUGUUUGUGUGUUCGUCUUUAGUCAAUUCAUUCCCAAACUAUUAUGAAUUGUUUCUUUUCCUUUAAUGGCUCUGAGAUGUACCAUUCAGUGGAGUGAAACCUGAAUUUUGAAAUAUUAAAAAAUUGUUAGCUAAAAAGGGCUGAAUUUUAAAAAAAAAAAUGCAAUUAAUAUUGUAAUACAUUUGCAAAUUAUUUUAAUUAUAAUUUUGCUUGUCAUAUUGCAAGUAAAGAAAUACAAACAACUAUGUAAUCAUUUUUUCAGCUUAAAAAUUUGACUAUUAAAUUACAAAUGUUCUACAUAACCCUCAAAGAUCUUUCGAGUAUAUUUUUUUAGAAAUUUAAGUACAGAUAAGUAAUAUCUUGUAAAAUGUUGCUAAUGUUAUGUAAUUUUGUAUUAAGCUGUACUAUUUAGUAACUAUCUAUUUAUAUGUAAAAGAAUAUAUUUUCUAGCCUAAAAAUGCUAGUUGUAUGUAGUGUUUUUAUAAUGAUAAAAUUGUUUCCUAAAACCUGCAAUCAACUUUAAAAUGUAUUUUUACUGAUAUGCAAGAUACAUUGUAAUCUUUCUGAUUAAAUAUGAUCUACUUAUAUA